Ylistrum balloti is the source of this 2654-nucleotide messenger RNA. Its product is annotated as FMRFamide receptor-like. NCBI's taxonomy places the organism in Eukaryota, Metazoa, Mollusca, Bivalvia, Pectinida, Pectinidae. Gene Ontology annotation, cellular component: membrane. Gene Ontology annotation, molecular function: G protein-coupled receptor activity. The transcript is spliced from 3 exons. Gene Ontology annotation, biological process: G protein-coupled receptor signaling pathway. The coding region runs from base 220 to 1377 and encodes 385 amino acids. The record is from RefSeq and is a predicted model, not a curated record.
UAUACACGCUAUCUGAAUUCAAACAGUAACCUUGGGAACGUCACCACAAUUAUUUAUUGUAAAAGAUGUAAUCUCCCAAAUGAGGUGGUUGAGCUGAAUACACAUUCCGAGACAUUCAUCUACAUGGAUAUCGGCUUUGAUAAUCCCGAAAUCACCUCUGGACCUAUUACCAGUUAUUGACGUCGUCAUCUCUACUUCAUUGUGUGACGCGGCCUGAACAUGGGUGUGAGUGAGACAAACUUUGCGUUGAACCUGUCGUACGGGGGCAAAUAUAUCCAGGACACGGGUAACAGCACAGAUCAACUGGACGCUUUCUAUAUGCAAUAUAUGUGUAAUGGCAUCGCCCUUCCCAUCAUCUCGGUGUUGGGCGUGAUCGGAAACAUCCUGACUAUGAUGGUACUGUGGCGGAAGGAGAUGCAAUCGACUACUAUUUUGUUCUUGUGCGCGCUCGUGGUAACAGAUACCGGUAUCAUUAUUGUAGCUUGUGUGGCACUCACGCCCUAUUCUAUCUCCUUGUUCCAUCCUGAGUUGUGGUACUACAAAGAUGUCAUUUACCCUAACCUCUACACCGGCGUCUUUUUCCUCAUCAUGAGUAUUCAGCAAUGCAAUGUUUGGAUCACAGUGUCAGUUUCAGUAGAACGCUACAUCGCCAUUUGUCACCCGUUCCGCGCACAGAAAAUCUGCACGCGCAAAAAGACGUACAUCACUCUCAUUGUCAUCACUGUCACUUCGAUCGCCUACAACAUUCCGCGACUGUUUGCCACCAUGGCCCGGACUCCUUGCACGGAUCCCGGUCCCGAGGUGCCAGCUGGCCAUGACUGUUUCCUGCUCCUUACAACGGAAUUUGGUGAAAACUUUUUCUACACUAAAGUUUACUCAGUGUGGAUGUACGCUAGCAUAAUAUACAUUAUACCACUAAGUGUACUAACAGUGCUUAACAUCCUCAUCAUCAUGGAACUCAUGCGCAUGCGUGCACGUCGAGCUGGAAUGAACAUUCAGGAUGACCAAGAGGCUAACCUCAGCCUCGUUCUCGUGUUGAUUGUUGUUGUUUUUAUCUUGUGCCAAACACCGGGUCUGUUUGCCCAGUUUGACUUCUUGUUUAAUACUGUUAUGAUGAUUAAGUGGUUAGCUGUGAGUAAUAUCCUGUUUGUAGCUAAUUCGUCUGUGAACUUUUUAAUUUAUACUCUCGUUGGUCAGAAAUUCCGGAGGGUAUUAUUGGGAGUUCUCAAGAAUUUGUUCGGGAGGAAAGUGCUGUCGGACGUUUCUCGGAAUUCAUCCAGACAGUCAAAUGGCCUAGAGUUAAACCACAGACAAUAUGCUCCCGUCAACUCAGAGACGCACGUGGAUAAUUUGGAGAAAGUUCGACUAAACGAUUGACAAAUGGGAAAUAAAUUUGGAGAAAAGAUAAGCAAUAAAUAUGGAGUUCAAUGUUAUGUGUCCAAUGUUUUGAAUGACAAACAUUCUUAAGACCUGAAGAUAUCGGAAUGUUUUGGAUCAUUAUAUGAACUGGAAUGUCUUUAUACAACUAUUUCGCACAGUACACUAGAUAAGUUAGAAGUACACGUGUCUUUACAGAUCAUAUACAAGUAUGAGGGACCGAUCAGUGUGUAGAUGUGUAUGAAACGGCAAUGCUCUAACCGAUUUGUUAAGGAGUAUACGGGGACGUGGCUCUAACUAGUGUGUAAUGGUGUAUACAGGGACGUGGUUCUAACCGGUGUGUAAAGAGACGUGGCUCUAACCGGUGUGUACUGGUGUAUACAGGGACGUGGCUCUAACCGGUGUGUACUGGUGUAUACAGGGACGUGGUUCUAACCGGUGUGUAAAGAGACGUGGCUCUAACCGGUGUGUACAGGGACGUGGUUAUAAUCGGUGUGUACCGGUGUGUACAGAGACGUGGUUCUAACUGGUGUGUACUGGUGUAUACAGUAUACAAGGACGACACCUAAGCGGCGUGUACUGGUGUAUGCAGGGACGCGUGUUCUAACCUGUGUUCACUGUUGUGUACAGGGACGUGGCUCUUACCGGUGUGUACUGGUGAAUACAGGGACGUGGUUCUAACCGGUGUGUACUGGUGUAUAUAGGGACGUGGCUCUAAUCGGUGUGUACUGGUGUAUACAAGGACGUGGUUCUAAGCGGUGUGUACUGGUGUAUAUGGGGACGUGGCUCUAAUUGGUGUUUAAAUGUGUUUACAGGGACCAGCCCCAGCACGAAAGGUGCAUUUACCAGGUGGCGAUGAAAUAUUCCUGUUUGUCAUCAAGUAACACGAUCGCCAUUUUAAUUUUACCCGUCUCAUCUCCUUGAGAUGGCAGUCCGACCCGUUACACUUUUCAUCUUGUGAUCAUUAAUAUCAAUAACAAUGAAAAAUAUCACGAUUCAUUUCAGGAACUAUUUAAAUGAUUGAGGUCGAUCCAUGAUUGAUGAGUGGUUCGAUGUUAAACUUGGUUUGUCCUGAAUACUGGACAUGUGGACUACAUGGAUUAAUCUAGACAGAUUUUAUCAUAACUUGUUGUGUUUCUGUAUUUAUUAUUGAAUUAUGAAUUUAGAAAUAUAUAAUGAUAUUGUUAGUGACGGUAAUUGAAAUAUGUCAAUGUGAUAUGUAAGUGUUAUUUAGACAAUUAUAAAGAAUAGAUGGCCUAUAUUUGUGUAGUUACAUU